Messenger RNA from Mesorhabditis belari, 210 nucleotides. Lineage: Eukaryota; Metazoa; Nematoda; Chromadorea; Rhabditida; Rhabditidae. The record is from the annotation of a GenBank genome assembly.
AUGCGGUGGCUCUUCGCGAUGUUCAUGCUUUGCCUCUUCAUUGGAGUCGUGUUGCCGAUUAAUCGGACUCCAAAUAGAAGAGCCACUUUCUUGCGGCAAUCUUCUCGCCGAGUUUCUUCAGGUAGAUUUGGUCCCUCUCCACCGGCUCCAUUCUUUUCAAAGCCAACGGUGAUGGAUAAAGACACACGUCCUCCUGGAAUUCCGCCCACC